AUGGCUGAAGGAUUAGAAAAUAAAAAGAAACCUGAGGAAGUUCAAAACGAUGAGACCAUUCCUACUACAGAAAAGGUUCAACAUAAGAAUAAAAAGAAGGAUGAUGAAGAGGAGCAAUUAUCAGAAGAAGACACUAAAUUAAAAGAAGAUUUAGAUCUUUUGGUUGAAAGAUUGAAGGAAAAUGAUACUUCAUUAUAUGAACCUUCUUUACAAAAAUUGAAGGAAUUUAUUCAAAACUCCACAAGUUCCAUGACUGCUGUCCCUAAACCAUUGAAAUUUCUACGUCCAGCUUACCCAAGUUUAUGUAGUGUUCAUGAUAAAUGGACAGAUAAGAAAUCCAAGUCAACCUUAUCUGGUAUUCUUUCUGUACUUUCUAUGACUUAUUCCGAUAAUGGUAAACAUGAUUCCCUAAGAUUUAGAUUGUUAUCCGAAGAGACAGACCUGGAAAGUUGGGGUCACGAGUAUAUUCGCCAUCUAGCACUUGAAAUUGGUGAAAUUUACAAUGAUCAAUUGGAAAAGGAAGCUGAUUUAAACUCUGAUGGAUCUGCAAAUGCAACUCCAACACCAACAGAUUUCGAAUUUUCUAAAGACGAUAUCCUUCAAUUAUCUCUAGACAUUGUUCCAUAUUUCUUAAAACACAACGGUGAAGAAGAUGCUGUUGAUUUAUUAUUAGAAAUUGAAUCAAUUGAAAAAUUACCUCAAUUUAUUGAUGAAAAUACAUACCAGAGAGUUUGUAAAUAUAUGAUUGCAUGUGUUCCAUUAUUGCCUCCCCCUGAAGAUAUAUCAUUCUUACAGACAGCAUUCUCAAUUUAUUUAUCGCAAUCUCAGCUGACCGAAGCAUUAGCCAUUGCUAUCAGAUUAGGUAAUGAAGAAUUAAUGAGAUCGGUGUUUGAUGCUACAAAUGAUAAAGUUAUGCACCAACAAUUAGCCUAUAUUUUGGCUGUUCAAAAAGUUUCGUUCGAAUAUGAGGGUGUUCAAGAUAUUAUAGGCAAUACUAAACUAUCAGAACAUUUCCUAUAUUUAGCUAAAGAAUUAAAUCUAACUGUACCAAAGAUUCCUGAAGAUAUUUACAAGAGUCAUUUGGAUAAUUCUAAAUCUAUCUUUUCUAAUUCCGGUAUGGAUUCAGCUCAACAAAACUUAGCUGCAUCAUUCGUCAAUGGAUUUUUAAACUUGGGUUAUAGUAAUGACAAACUUAUUGUCGAUAACGAUAGUUGGGUUUAUAAGACAAAAGGUGACGGUAUGACAUCUGCUGUAGCCAGUAUAGGUUCAAUUUACCAAUGGAAUCUUGAUGGUCUACAACAAUUAGAUAAAUACUUAUACGUUGAAGAACCUGAAGUUAAGGCUGGUGCAUUAUUAGGUAUUGGUAUUUCUGCAGCUGGUGUUCAUGACGCUGAUGUUGAACCAGCACUAUUGUUAUUACAAGAUUAUGUAACGAAUACUAAUCCAAAGAUUAGCUCUGCUGCUAUCCUGGGCCUUGGUAUUUCCUUUGCUGGUAGUAGAAAUGAAGAAGUUUUAGGCCUCUUAUUACCUUUGGCUGCCGAUACAUCUCUACCAUUAGAGACAUCUACAAUGGCUUGUUUGGCCUUAUCUCAUAUAUUUGUUGGUACAUGUAACGGUGAUAUUACUACUUCAAUUAUGGAUAAUUUCUUAGAACGUACUACCACGGAAUUGAAAUCUGAAUGGGUGAGAUUCUUAGCUUUAUCAUUAGGUUUAUUAUAUUUACAACAAGGUGAACAAGUAGAUGAUGUCAUGGAAACCUUGAGCGCCAUCGAACAUCCAAUGACUUCCGCAAUCGAGGUAUUAAUCAAUGCGUGUGCUUACACUGGUACUGGUGAUGUUUUGUUAAUUCAAGACUUAUUGCAUCGUUUGACUCCAAAAGCUGUUAACAAAGAAGAUGAAGAUGAAGAGAGUGAUAAUGAAGAUCAGGCCAAUAGUAUAAGUGAUUUCUUAGGUACUAAAGAAAAUGAAGACGCCGGUGCUGCCGAAGAUAAUGAAACAACUCCAGCAGAGACCACUACAGGAGAAAGCAAUGAUGUCAAUGCUGACAAUGAAGAUGAUGCUAUGGAUGUUGACCAAGAGGAUUCGAAACCUGAAAAUGCGAAGACUGAAACUGUUGGUAAGGCAGUGGAAGAAGAAAAGGAAUCAGGAAUUACUGAGGAAGAAGAAAAAGAAGAAGAAAAAGAGGCCGGUUUAAUUGAAGAAUCCUGUUUUGCUGUUCUUGGUGUUGCGCUAAUUGCUAUAGGUGAAGAUAUCGGUAAAGAAAUGUCCUUACGUCAUUUCGGUCAUCUAAUGCAUUAUGGUAAUGAAUAUAUUCGUCGUAUGGUUCCAUUAGCGAUGGGUUUAGUCUCUGUGGCUGACCCACAAAUGAAGGUCUUUGAUACAUUAACCCGUUUCUCUCAUGAUCCAGAUUUAGAUGUCUCUAUGAAUUCUAUCUUUGCAAUGGGUCUUUGUGGUGUUGGUACAAAUAAUGCUAGAUUAGCACAAUUGCUGAGACAAUUAGCCAGCUAUUAUUCCCGUGAACAAGACGCAUUAUUCAUUACAAGAUUAUCACAAGGUUUAGUCCAUCUGGGUAAAGGUACGAUGACAAUGGAUAUAUACAAUGACGCCAAUGUUCUAAAUAAGACCACACUGGCAUCAUUGUUGACUGUUUUAACUGGUCUUGUGUCCCCAAGUUUCAUGUUGAAACAUCACCAACUAUUCUAUAUGAUGAACAGUGGUAUUAGACCAAAGUUCAUUAUAACACUAGAUGAAGAAGGUGAACCAUUAAAGGUAAAUGUCCGUGUCGGUCAAGCCGUAGAGACAGUUGGUCAAGCCGGUAAGCCAAAGACCAUUACAGGUUGGAUUACACAAUCUACUCCAGUAUUAUUGGGUCAUGGAGAAAGAGCAGAGCUUGAGAAUGAUGAAUAUAUCAGUUACACUAGUAAUAUUGAAGGUGUAGUGAUCCUAAGAAAGAAUCCAGACUUCGAAGCUGAAGAGUAA
Molecule: messenger RNA, 2979 nt
Organism: Maudiozyma barnettii
Lineage: Eukaryota; Fungi; Ascomycota; Saccharomycetes; Saccharomycetales; Saccharomycetaceae
Gene: RPN1
Product: proteasome regulatory particle base subunit RPN1
Exons: 1
Coding region: 1-2979 (992 amino acids)
Biological process (GO): regulation of protein catabolic process; proteasome-mediated ubiquitin-dependent protein catabolic process
Cellular component (GO): proteasome storage granule; proteasome regulatory particle, base subcomplex; proteasome complex
Molecular function (GO): enzyme regulator activity
Source: RefSeq, a predicted model, not a curated record